Messenger RNA from Dictyostelium purpureum, 1032 nucleotides. RefSeq lists its product as uncharacterized. The record is from RefSeq and is a predicted model, not a curated record. Gene Ontology annotation, molecular function: dioxygenase activity. The coding region runs from base 1 to 1032 and encodes 343 amino acids. The transcript is spliced from 3 exons. Lineage: Eukaryota; Evosea; Eumycetozoa; Dictyosteliales; Dictyosteliaceae.
AUGAUAGAGAUUGCAGAAACAUUACCAAUUAUCGAUAUUUCUUUAAUGAAAGAUGAUUCGCAAAGAGAUAAGAUAGCAGAUGAAAUCGAAAAAGCUUGUAGAGAAUUUGGAUUCUUUUAUAUUUCAGGUCAUGGAAUUAGUCAAGAUUUAAUUCAGCGUUUAGAGGAUUUGUCAAAAAAGUUUUUCGCAUUAAAAGAAGAAAUUAAAAUGAAAUGGAGAAUGGAGCUUGCUGAAAAAGCAUGGCGUGGAUAUUUUAUUGUAGGUGGCGAAUAUACAUCUGAUUUACCAGAUGCUAAGCAAGGUUUAUAUUUAGGCAGUGAGUUGGAUGAUGACCAUGAAAUGGUAAAGAACAAUACCCCAAUUCAUGGCAAAAAUUUAUUACCAAGCGAUCAAGAAGAAAAGGAAUACGAUAUCGAAGGCUUUAGAAAAACAAUUUUUGAAUAUAUGGAUCAAGUUACUUUAUUAGGUCAUUCAGUCAUGGAGUUAAUCGCUUUAAGUUUAAAAUUACCAAGAAAUUAUUUUAAUGAAAAAUAUACAAAAGAUCCAUUAAUUUUAUUCCGUAUUUUUAAUUAUCCAUCAUUUAAAGGAGAAGAAACAAAUAAUUAUAAAUGGGGUGUUGGAGAGCAUAGCGAUUAUGGUCUUCUUACUCUAUUAUACCAAGAUAAAGUAGGUGGUUUACAAGUACGUGCUAAAAAUGGCUGGAUUGAAGCUCCACCAAUCCCAGGUACCUUUGUUUGUAAUAUUGGUGAUAUGUUAGAGCGUCUUACCCGUGGUAACUAUCGUUCAACUCCUCACCGUGUAAGAUUAAAUACAUCAGGUGAAACUAGAAUUAGUUUCCCACUCUUUUUCGAUCCACACUUUAAUAGUUUACCAACUGCUAUUGAAGGUUUACAAGAUGUAGAAAAUCAAGAUGAUAGUGCCACAAGAUGGGACCAUGUUAACCUUCAUAAUAAUACAACUUAUACUUAUGGUGAAUAUCUUUUAGGGAAAAUUGGCAAGGUAUUCCCAGAUUUAAAGAAAAAGGUUUUAUAA